AUGGAUUCUUCAGCUUUGAACCAGAAAUCCAGCUUCCAUGCUCGCUCAAACAGCUUGCCUUCUGCACCUCAUCCACUUAUUCCUCAAAUAGAUGAGCAUUUAUGCAGGUUGAAAUCCAAUGAAGCCGCCACUUCUUUGUCAUCGAUUACCAACAGAUUAAAUGGCCUUAGAGAUCUGUAUGAGUUGGUUAAUAGUUGGCUUCAAUUGCCUAGCACACAAAAUUCCUUGGUCCAAAACUCCAAUGACAACGAAUUCUUGAAUGGAUCUCUCAGGCUCUUGGAUGUUUGUGGUUUAGCCAAGGAUGCUCUGUUGCAGGCCAAGGAAGAUACCCAACAACUUCAAUCGGUUUUUCGAAGAAGAAGAGGUGACGAUUCCGGGUUCGCAAAUGAAGUUAAAGCAUACUUAGCAUCAAGGAAGAAAGCCAACAAGUUGAUAAACAAGUCUCUGAAAGAUUUAAAGAUCAGUAAAUGUGGUGGUGUUGAAGCUAUAUUUAGCAUGUUAAGAAAUGUUGAAGGAGUUACUUUCUCAGUGUUACAAUCGGUUUUUUGCUACAUAACUGCAUCGAUCCCAGAACAAAAAUCUACCAACUGGUCUUUGGUGUCGAAGUUGAUGCACUCGAAGCGCAUAACCUGCGAGGGACGAGCUUCGGGGAGCAACAAAUUCGAGAUAGUGAAAGCAAUUUUGUGCAGUCUCGUUGGUUCCAAGACUAAAACCGAGAACGUACAGAUUGAGUUGCAGAAUCUGGAGUCAAGCAUUCAAGACGUCGAAGACGGAGUCGAAUGCCUGAUUAGACUUUUGAUUAAAACUAGAGUUUCUAUUCUCAACAUCCUCAGCCAUUAACUGCUUGAUAUUAUAGCAAAUGGCAUUACAAAUGGGAAAAAGAA
Molecule: messenger RNA, 884 nt
Organism: Hibiscus syriacus
Lineage: Eukaryota; Viridiplantae; Streptophyta; Magnoliopsida; Malvales; Malvaceae
Exons: 1
Coding region: 1-840 (279 amino acids)
Biological process (GO): shoot system development; root development
Source: RefSeq, a predicted model, not a curated record